Saccostrea cuccullata (small rock oyster) is the source of this 864-nucleotide messenger RNA. RefSeq lists its product as uncharacterized. The record is from RefSeq and is a predicted model, not a curated record. NCBI's taxonomy places the organism in Eukaryota, Metazoa, Mollusca, Bivalvia, Ostreida, Ostreidae. Bases 1 to 831 code for a protein of 276 amino acids. The transcript is spliced from 5 exons.
AUGAAAUGUCAAACUCGUAGGGAAAAAGCCACAGAAUUCUCUGAACCUGGCUAUCAUCUUGUAAAACAUGAUCCUGCCGUUACUUUACUCUGUGAAUUUAAUUGGAAAACUGAUGAGGACUUGUAUUACGACAUCACGUGGUACAUUGAUGAACAGGAAGUUCUUAACCAAACAGUUGACGCAUCUAACAAUUACACUGCUGUGUUAACAGCGUAUGAUGUUCUUGGUGCUGAUAAAAAAAUUGGAACAAAUGUUGUAUGUAAAGUUGGUGCAAAACGAGAUAAAGAAAAAGUGCCAUGUUUGUUCAAAGAUAGUGAUUUGUUCUUUUAUGGAAUAAAGGUUUGCAAUCCUUCUAUAGAACUAGAAAGAAAAGGAUCGAAAGAUGUCGACUUAGAAAUGACAAUACCUUCUGCCUCUGAAACCCGCAUCAUAAACGGAGUAGAGCAACCUGCAAGUGCGCUUGCAAUAUACAUGCACUUCCAUAAUAACUACCAAUCAAAAUGUAGUGGUAGUGGUUCUUCCAACCAAUGCUUUGUUCAAGUCCAAAGUUAUAAUUUUAGUGAAAGGCACAAGUAUGAAACCGAGGAAUGGAAGAGAAAUAUAUCAUUUCCAGUGUACAAUAAGGAUACUGAUGGUUACGUCACAAGUACUAGUAUGACGCUGAGUCUGCGAACAGGAAGUACUGAGGGCAAAGGGAGUAAAAUAUUUGAGAACGCUGUUCUUCCUGACAUUCCAAUAACAGUGCGCGAUACAAAUGAAAUAUGGAAGGGACGCAUCUGUAGUUUCCGCUCAGAUCCUCAUGUAUACACUUUUGAUGGACAGUAUGUAUAAAAAAAAAUGAAAUCGUAUGAUAUUAACUCUUUU